GUUCAACAAAUGGGCGACAAGAACCAUCCCAACAUCGUGCGACUGCUUGGGUUUGCUAUUGGGGGCGACAUGAGGACACGGCCAGAGCAGAUCCUGAUCUACGAGUUUGUUCCCAACGGCGACCUCGACCAGUUUAUGAAGAAGCAGGCCUCCUCCUCCCUCACCUUCCAGCAGCGGCUGGACAUCCUCAUUGGUGCGGCACGUGGCUUUGAGUACCUCCACAGCUUUGGCCUUGUGCAUCGCGACAUCAAACCCGCCAACAUCCUUCUUGGGGCAAACAUGCAGGCCAAGAUUGCUGACUUUGGGCUGUUGAGAGUGGGCGAGGGCACCACCGUGGGCACGACUCGGGUGAUGGGAACACCGGGCUAUGUGGAUCCCAUCUACUCACGCACGUCCAAGGCCACCACUGCCACCGAUGUGUACAGCUUCGGUGUGCUCAUGCUUGUGGUGAUCACUGGUCGCAGCCCUCGUCCUUCUGAGGGUGAAAAGAACGGCCACAUUUUGCGAUGGGUAGGUGCUUCUGCUUUUGUGCUGCUGCAGUAUUCCGUUCAUGUGGAAGGGUGCAUUUCUUCUGGCAAACCUUCCCCCCUAAAGGACCCGAGCAUGGACGCUCCGGAUGAUGCUGUGCUGCGCCUGGCCCAGCUGGCUCUGUGCUGCACUGUGCAGCGCACUGCAAACCGGCCGAGCAUGGAAGACAUUGCCAAUGAGCUGCAGGGAAUCAGGCACGAGGUGGUGGGGGAGGAGGAGUUGAGUGCUGCAGUCAAGGUGGAUGUGCAAGCACAAGAGUUGCGAAGUGGAACGUCGUACCCCAAUGACUUGGCUGCAACGUUGCAAGCUAUAAAGAGCUUGGAUGAAGAGGGUAACGGGGAACAAUGA
Closterium sp. Naga37s-1 is the source of this 876-nucleotide messenger RNA. The record is from the annotation of a GenBank genome assembly. Lineage: Eukaryota; Viridiplantae; Streptophyta; Zygnematophyceae; Desmidiales; Closteriaceae.